This is a messenger RNA of Knipowitschia caucasica, 378 nucleotides long. NCBI's taxonomy places the organism in Eukaryota, Metazoa, Chordata, Actinopteri, Gobiiformes, Gobiidae. The record is from the annotation of a GenBank genome assembly.
AUGAAAGCUCGUCCUGGUCCGUCAGCUGAGUCACGCCGCGUCCAGGACAAGGUCAGUUUUGUUUUGAAAGUCGCUGCCAAAAGCUGGAGCUCUCCCGACGACCCUCAAACUUUCACAUUUAGCCAAAGUCUUUCUCCUGACAUUACAUCCAAACCCAAUAUCGUCUCUGCAGCAAAGGAGGCGCUGGAGGAAAUCGCUUUGGGACAGAUCCACUUAAAGACCAGAAAGACACCUAAGCGCUUGAGGGGGUUGGUGAGGGGACACGGGAGAGGGGCCGGAGUGUUUUCCACGGGACGUCCGGAAGCUUCUAUUAUCCAUAAGGACGAACAUGAGAGCUGCAGAGAGAUGAGGAGAGGCCCACGCAGGCUCAGGGAUUAG